This is a messenger RNA of Centropristis striata (black sea bass), 2474 nucleotides long. RefSeq names its product cyclic nucleotide gated channel subunit alpha 1b (gene cnga1b). Bases 1 to 1998 code for a protein of 665 amino acids. The record is from RefSeq and is a predicted model, not a curated record. Gene Ontology annotation, cellular component: intracellular cyclic nucleotide activated cation channel complex; plasma membrane. Gene Ontology annotation, biological process: monoatomic cation transmembrane transport. Lineage: Eukaryota; Metazoa; Chordata; Actinopteri; Perciformes; Serranidae. The transcript is spliced from 16 exons. Gene Ontology annotation, molecular function: intracellularly cGMP-activated cation channel activity; protein-containing complex binding; intracellularly cAMP-activated cation channel activity.
AUGGUUCAUCCAAUCACCUGCCAGGUGAGCAGUGCAGAGGAUCCUGAGUGCAGACGCUUGGAAGUCAGAGGAUAUAAUUCCUCCAUGGCCAAAGUAGCUCCAUUGGACCCGUCCCCCAGCUCCCGGAUAACUCCGCCCACCAUCGUUCUAUCAGACAUGGAGGAGGAGCCAGACGAAGUUCGGCAGGGGGGCAGAGCCGAUCAAAGAGCCGGACCAGGAAUUCUGUUCAACGCCAACAACAGCAACAACAAUGAAGAAGAGAAGGAGAAGCAGGAGAAAAGGGAGAGGAAGGAGAAGAAGAAGAAGGAGAAAGAGGAGAAGGAAAAGGAGAAAGAAGCAAAAGAGAAAGAAAAAGAGAAGGAGAAGAAGGCCAAAGAAGAGGCUGCGAAGGAGAUCACAGUGAUUGACCCGGCAGGUAAUACCUACUACCACUGGCUGGCUGUUAUCACCAUCCCCGUAAUGUACAACUGGACCCUGAUCAUAGCCAGGGCGUGUUUCGAGGAGCUGCAGUCAGACUAUUUGAUGCAAUGGUUCCUUGUGGACUUGUUCAGUGACGCGAUCUACAUCGCCGACAUGAUCUUCAGAACAAGGACCGGUUACCUGGAGCAGGGUCUGCUGGUGAAGGACGAGCAGAAGCUGCGAGAUCGUUACAUGAAGAGCUUCCAGUUCAAGCUGGACCUGGUCUCCAUGGUUCCCACAGACAUGCUGUACCUCGUCUUUGGCACGAAGUACCCCGAAAUCCGCCUCAACAAGCUGUUUAGGUUCAACAGGAUGCUGGAGUUCUUCCAGAGGACGGAGACCAGGACGAAUUACCCCAACGCCCUCCGUAUCUCCAACCUCGUCAUGUACAUCGUCAUCAUCAUCCACUGGAACGCCUGCCUCUACUACUCCUUCUCCAAGGCUAUCGGUUUUGGUGCGGACAGGUUUGUCUAUCCUGACCCAUCAGAUCCGGAGUUUGGUCGCCUGAUCAGAAAGUACGCCUACAGUAUGUACUGGUCCACGCUGACGCUCACCACCAUUGGAGAGACUCCCCCCCCCCAGGAAAACUCAGAAUACAUCUUUGUCGUCGCUGACUUCCUGGUGGGUGUGUUGAUCUUUGCCACCAUCGUCGGUAACGUUGGUUCGAUGAUCACCAACAUGAACGCUGCCAGAGCAAGCUUCCAGGCUCGCAUCGACGCCAUCAAACAAUACAUGAGCUUCCGUAAGGUGACUAAGGACCUCGAGAAGCGAGUGAUCAAAUGGUUUGACUUCCUGUGGACCAAUAAGAAAGCAGUGGAUGAGAGGGAGGUGUUGAAGUUCCUGCCUGACAAAUUGAGAGCCGAGAUCGCCAUCAACGUCCACCUGGACACCCUGAAGAAGGUUCGGAUCUUUGCGGACUGCGAGGCCGGUCUGCUGGUGGAGCUGGUGCUGAAGCUGCAGCCUCAGGUCUACAGUCCAGGAGACUACAUCUGUAAGAAGGGCGACAUUGGCAGAGAGAUGUACAUCAUCAAGGAGGGGAAACUGGCGGUGGUCGCUGACGACGGCAUCAAGCAGUUUGUCGUCCUGAGCGACGGAAGCUACUUCGGAGAGAUCAGCAUCCUGGCCAUUAAAGGAAGUAAGGCAGGAAACAGGAGGACGGCAAACAUCAGGAGCAUCGGGUACUCGGACCUCUUCUGUCUGUCCAAAGACGACCUGAUGCAGGCGCUGACCGAGUACCCGGACGCCAAGGCCCUGCUGGAGGAGAAGGGGAGGCAGAUCCUGAUGAAGGACGGGCUGCUGGACCUGGAGGUGGCGGCGCAGGGCCCCGACCCCAAAGAGAUCGAGGAGAAGGUGGACCGGAUGACGAGCAUGCUGGAUGCCCUCCAGACGCGCUACGCCCGCCUGCUGGCCGAGCACGACGCCACGCACAGCAAGCUGAAGCACCGCGUGACCCGGCUGGAGAAGAAGCUGACGCCGGCCCCAGGCGACGCCCCGCCCCCGCCCACGCCUGAGAAACACCUGGAGGAGGAGAAGAAGUAGGAGGAGGAACAGCAGGAGGACUGGGAUGGUUUUAUAUCACAGCCUAGAGAGUCAUGGAACCGAAUUGAAAGAAUGGUUAUGAUUAUAUUUUAAUUGUUAAAUAAUAAGCACAACUUCCGUUCACCUGGAUAGUUUUAUGUCACUGCAUGUUUCUGGUAAAAACAUAAAUCUAUGUAACAAACACAUUUAAUUGUGCUUGACGUUUAUCCUUUCGUCUCGCUUCACCUGCUUUAAACCAGUAGAGGUCAAAGGUCCCUGUAGCUUGAUGCUCUACAAAGACAAUGUUUGCCUUUUCCUGUAUGUCAAGUCAAUUUUAUUUAUUAUGUGUAAUCAUGUAUUUUCUGCCAGGGCCCGUCCGGCCAAUCACAUCACUGCUUUGUGUAAGAAGUCGUUAAAGCUAAUUAGAGGAAACUAAUGAAAUUGAAUGAAUUGUGGAAACACUGCGCUGAAAUAAAGAUAUUUUAUAAGGAAACACA